Messenger RNA from Biomphalaria glabrata, 2040 nucleotides. RefSeq lists its product as uncharacterized. The record is from RefSeq and is a predicted model, not a curated record. Lineage: Eukaryota; Metazoa; Mollusca; Gastropoda; Planorbidae. Bases 393 to 1145 code for a protein of 250 amino acids. The transcript is spliced from 2 exons.
CUUACAAACUACAACCAGACAAUCAUACCAAAACAAACACAACUGUAGAGACAAACAAGGGCAUUCAAUUGAACACCACCACCAACAAGUCAAUGUGACCGUGUUUUCAAGGCUACGAAUCUUCCGGGUUUUUUGGAAACUACUUACGGAUACAUUUGUUUGGCCUCAGGACAUAUCGACAAUAGCCAGUCGGCUUGCUUGUUACCACCUGUGGGAUCUAUUCAGUGCAAGGCAGUAAACUUGCAGUGAUCUGAUUGACUGUUUAUUUGGGCUGCAGUAUAACAUCAUUUUUUUAAUGUAUACCAUUGAAGAGUUGCUUAUCAGACAUGAUUUGUCGUACUGAAGGGAAGAUGAGAAUUUGUGUUUAGCUUCACAUAUAUUCAAGAUUUAUCAUGGCAGGAUAUUUAUAUAAACCAAAGGGAGAGAAAUGUCCUCUGAUUCGGAUGGCUUCUCUUUUUACCUGUGGUCUGGCCUUGGCCCUAUACGUCAUCAUUUCCAGCAGAGAAUGGGUGUUAACUCUCAUCGCCUUGAUCUUGUUCACCGACUCGUUGCUUGCACAAUAUCUUGGCUUGAUGAUCAAGAAAAACUCGUGUCCGCGCCAUUUUUUUGAUGUCUUGGUCUUAUGCCUGCUGUUCUGUGCUAUCGUUCUGUCAGGCUUUGCAGCGGCCGCCAACGUGAAUGACUUGCCACGUUUUGUCCUUGCAGUCUCCAGCGUUAGUUGCUAUUCGCUGGUUUUCUUUUAUUUCAUUUAUACUUUCCGUUGGACUUCUUGCCCUAAGGAUACUCCAGAGCCUAAGAUUCCAGAGUUCAAUUUUGUCAAUCCUGGCAAGUCAUCGUCUGCAGAUGUUCCUGUAAUCACCGAUACACAGGUUCCAAACAUACCAGUUUAUAUCUUGCCUCAAACCACACACUUUAGCGACGUGGACACGCCUAAACUUCCUAGCUUACAGCAGUCAGAAUUUCUAUAUCCGAAUUUGACUACUUUUAUCAGGGCGAAAACUCCGACCGCCCCGUGCUUCGAUGAAACACCAUCAGAGAGCACAGAAGAAAAUCCUCAGCCACACUCGCCACCAUCUUAUCACCGGGUGAUUUCCGCAGAGCUGCCGACAUACAAUGAAGCUUUGACCACUGGCUGCGCAGAUUAAUGGUUUGAAGGAAGUACGAGAUAUUCAGAAAAAUAUCACCAGAACAAUGAUGUUAUAUAUGAGAGAAGUCCUGUAAGAGUUCACGGAGUUGUGUUAAGUACGAGAGAUCAAGGGCGAUUACACAGCUCUGUUAUAAAUACAAGAGAUGGGCGAUUACCCAGCGAUGUUUUAAAUACGAGAGAUCAUGGGCGACUACACAGCUCUGUUUUAAAUACAAGAGAUGGGCGAUUACACAGCAAUGUUUUAAAUACGAGAGACGGUCGAUUACACAACAAUGUUUUCAAUUCGCUAGAUUAUGCACAGAUACAUGGCAUUGCUUAUAAAUACUAGAGAUUAUGGAUACUUGGCGAUGUUUAAUGAUACUAGAGAUUAUGGAUACAUGGCGAUGUUUAUUGAUACUAGAGAUUAUGGAUACUUGGCGAUGUUUAAUGAUACUAGAGAUUAUGGAUACUUGGCGAUGUUUAUUGAUACUAGAGAUUAUGGAUACAUGGCGAUGUUUAUAAAUACGAGAGAUAAAGAAACAUUAAUUAGAAAUAUUGCAAUGUCAAGAACUGAUAUGGACACUAAUGGACAGACAUAUAAACAUGUGAUAUUUGUAAAUAUUUUAAUCAUGUUAUUGUUUAUGGUUUAACUUUUACUUCAGAAAUAUUAAUGAAUUGCAUUAGCAUCUUUUGAGUUUAUAAACAUCCCAACCCUUCCCUUAGUUUUCCAUUCCAUUAACUCAAGACUCUAUAUUUUUGAAAUACACAUUCAUUUUAUUUUUGUUUUCUUUUCUACGAGUUUGUUAAGUUCUACAACAUUACCAAAUAUUCUAAAGCGAUGGCCACAUCCUCCGUCUCUAGACCCCGCCAGCGUCUCAUCCACGAAAUGUUUAAUGCAGGUACAGAUUUGUAUU